AUGUCGGACGACAGCAGCUUCACAGGCUACCGGUGGUCUUACUUCGCCUCUCUCACAGACCAAACACUGCGUUCGAGGGUCCAGGACUUCAUAGACACGACAAACUGGGAUGCGCUCAUUGAGUAUGCGAACAGACUGCGGAAUGGAAAGAUCUGCAAGUUGCUGCCAGACAUCGGUCUUGGAUACAACCAUCUGGUUCGCAUCAUUGAAUUUCAAGACGAUGUGCGUUGGAUCGCCCGAUUGCGAAUGCCGCCCUUAUCUAGAACGCAGGCUAGAUCAAGCAUCAACAAGCAAAUCAUGGGAAAUGAGUACAACACGAUUCUGCUCGUCAAGCAAAAAACCAAAAUUCCUGUUCCGAGUGUACAUGCUGUUGAACUUGACACCGAAAACAUCGUGAAAGCGCAGUUUAUGUUGAUGGACUGCUUGAGGGGUAAUUCCGGGAUAGACCUUGGUAUGGAGGUCCCCAACUUCUAUAAAAGAUGCGUUUUUUCGAAAAUGGCGGAAACUCAGGUCUACUUGUCAAGGAUACAACUACCAAGAAUUGGGACUAUCCUCCGCCAAAACGAGGACGGCUCGUUCGAUCAAGGUCCCAUACCUGGUAUAGGCGGUCCUUUUGAAACAGCCACUGAAUUCUUCCAGGCGUGGGCGACCAAAGUUGAGUUUGGAAUAUCAGAAGCGAAGUUGAGAGAAGCAGCGGGUUCGUUGGCAGAUGAGCUAUCUUUCUCUGCUUCUUCCUUCCUCUCUUUAGUGAAAACUCUUGCUAGGAAUCUUUCCGUGCAAGAUAAAGGCCCAUUUCCAUUGUGCCACGGGGACUUUGGUCACAACAACAUGGUCUUUGACGACGAGUACAAUCUUUUAGGUGUCAUUGACUGGGAGGCUGCUUAUGCUGGUCCAUGGGAAAUCUUCGCCGAAUUUCCGUUGACUCUGUCACUGUUACCACCCGACAUGGAUGCACCGUGGAAUUACGACGAAAAUGGGCAUCCAAGGGAUGCGGAAAGCAUACAAAGGUAUGCUGACAGACGUGAGUAUGUUACAGCAGUUAUAGAGAAGGAGGAAGGGAUGAAUUUGCUUGAAGGAUGCCGUCUUUCAGUUGCAUUGCAAGAUUCUUGUAGGCAAGAUUUAGCUACAGCGAUGAGAUUAUACAGAAGGGGGAAGCCUGGAUGGUAUUCAAAAGUGAUUGAGAAAUUUUCUGGAGCAGUCAGCCGCUAG
Penicillium olsonii is the source of this 1209-nucleotide messenger RNA. NCBI's taxonomy places the organism in Eukaryota, Fungi, Ascomycota, Eurotiomycetes, Eurotiales, Aspergillaceae. The record is from the annotation of a GenBank genome assembly.